Molecule: messenger RNA, 4149 nt
Organism: Vitrella brassicaformis
Lineage: Eukaryota; Vitrellaceae
Source: the annotation of a GenBank genome assembly
CGCUGGCUGGUGCGUCUGUCUGUCUGUCUGUCUGUGUGUGUGUGCGUGUGGAUGGGUGCGUCUGUUUAGAGGAUCUCCUGCCGGUUGUCGUAGGCCGUGCGGGCACGCUUCGGCACAAAAGCCUCUGAAUACACACGCACACACACACACACCUGUGGAGAAACUCUAGUGCCGUCUUAUCUGUCUGUGUGUCGUGUGUACCUUUUCUGGAGUGGAGGCGCUUGCUGUCGGCGUCCACCACCACCUGACGCACACACACAGCACACAAAUGGAAUAUGUCGCCAAUCCAUCCAUCCAUUUGUGUGUGGAGAUGUUGGCUCUUUGCUUUGUCGUUCACCUUUGGGACGACUUGGUUGAGUUGUUCUAGCCAGGUGUCUGACACCGACGGCCCCAGCCGCUGAAUUACGUCACGCACCUAUACACACAACACACACACACACACAGAUACACGACCAGGCAUGGCCGUUGGUUGGCUUAAUGCGUACAGUGAUUUGGAGCUCCAUCCGUGUGAAGGCGAUCUCCCGCUCCUGGUCACGCCACAAAUUGACACUGACAACACAAUCCCACAACACAACACAGCACAGCACACAUACGGCUGUAUCCAUGUGUGCGCUGUGUCGGCUGGUGUCGAGCGCAUCCCUUCGCCCUGCCCACCUUCUUAAAACAGACCCAAACAGCGUCCGGAUGGUCCUGAGAGGCAGGUGGCAUGGACCAACAAGACAACGAUCCGGUGUUUGUUUGUCGGAUUGCUGCGGGUGGGUCUGUGGUUUACCCACCUACCUACCUGAUGAGGGGAAUGACCUUCUCCAUCUGACGCAGACUCGCUGUGUUCACCACAGACAGAGAGAGAAGAUGUCACACACGCACGCACACACAGCAUCCCUGUCAGUCGAGAAGCCUACCAUAGUAAGCUGAGGGCAGUACGGCCAUACCCACAAUGACCGUCAACAGCCGCUCGUGCCAAUUGCUGCAUUCAUUCGACCAAAGAAUGGAUGGACACGGACACAACACAACACAACACAACACAGCACAGUGUGAAGGCACGGCGUCCGCUCACUCAGUGACUCACUCGAAGUAGAUGAAUCCGAAUAUGAGUGAGUAGAUGAGGUUGAACAGCGGCACCAUCACCAAAGCUACCAAAAUCUUGUAACUGACACACACACACACACACACACAUAUGCAGCGCCUGUCUGCAGCCAGCCAGCCUGCCGGUUCUGCCGCCCACCUUGCGAGCACAUCGGUGGCGCGGAUCUUGACCUUGGACUCCUUCAACGCCUACGUGCACGAACACAACACAACACAACACAAUGGGCUUGCUCCCUUGUCGAUCUGUGCUGUGUGUGUACCCACCUUGGCUUGAUGCAGGCUGGACUGCCGCCAGCAGAUCAUCCAUAUGGGGCCCCACAACACCAUCAACGGAGCACCCUGCACCACACACACACACACACACACGCGUGCCGUGUCUGUGUGCCAGGUCCAGUGUGGUUGUCUGUCCAGGCGAGUCAGCUGGUUCCCUUCCUCCCUCCCUCCCAGCCUCCCACUGACCAGUGUGACGCUGAGUAGGAGAAUGAGCACUCUGUAGAGCAGUGCUGUGAUGGACGAGAACAGGCUGACCCGCAGCCGCCACACCUGGUUGUCACUCACACCAUACGCCUUGAGCUUCGCACCUGCAGGCAGGCACACACCAGUGUGAUUGAUGCAUUCGUCAAUCAGCCAGUCACACACACACACGGCCACACACGGCCGGCAUCCAUUCUGUGUUGACCGACUGGACUGACCGUACAGCUUGAGCUUCCCCCGGAGGCUGUCGAUGUCGGGGCUCUCGCGGCACUUCUCCCACAAAGUGGAAAACCUGACACACACACAGAGACAAACACCUCUCUCUCUCUCUCUCUCUGUCUCUGUGUGUGUGUGUGUGUGUGCGUGUGCAGUGUUGUGUGUGCCUACAUUUGGCUCAUGACGAACAUGCUCUCGCGGGGCAGCUUCGUGCGGUCGGGCUUAUACAACGACUGCACACACACACACACGGAGAGAAGGGUCUGAGUGCGGUGCAGUGGGUGAGGUCCUGCUGACUGACCACGGAGAGUCUGAUGCACUUCUGCUCCUCGUAGUCGCCGGCCGUCAGUAUCACUCGACGCAGACUCUGAGCAACACACACCACACCAGAAUGCCCUCAGUGCUAUGAUAUCGUCUGGGUGUGUGUGUACCUUGUCGACAAUAGCGAGUAGCUCAUUGACGGCGUCGCGUCGCUCCUGGUCGUUCUGGUAGCGCUCAACCAGCGAAUCCUCCGGCUGAACAAAAAAGCACACACAUAGCACAGAUGCGUCCCCUCCGUCUCUAUGCAUGUGUUGAUCGACCGACGGCUGCGUGCCUGUAUGGGCAUGCCAAUCUCGAUGAUGGCCUGGCUGCGGAACCGGUGCGCCUGCCAGCCAGCCAUGUCAACACCACCAUAAUCUGUCAGGCAAUGGGUUGGUUCAAGCGCCGACCGGCUCACCUCGAAGUAGUUGAUUCCGACAGGCACGAUGGUGACGCCCUCGGCGCCCUCACUGAUGGACGAGAGGGCCAUGAUGGCCACCCCUGGCUUCAGCGGCAGAAGCGUCGUGCGGUCGUGGGAACCACCCUGAGCACAUGGACACACAGCCGUGCAGAAUAGGCGGCGGCGCGUUGGCAUGUUGGUUGAGGUAUAUAUUCACCUCGGGGAAUAUGCCGAUGCAUCCGCCUGCCCUCAGGUGGUCGUUGACGGCAUCGUACACAUCGGCCUGGUCCACCUUGGGCAGCACCUGCACACACCACAAGAGAAAGAGAGACACUCAACUCAGAAGACAUACAGAUGUAGUGCAGUCAAUGGACACAAUGGACACAAUGGACAGACACGCACACGGGUCGCUUGCCUUGAACUGUGCUCCGCCUUCGGGAGGCUGGUAGUCCUCGGGCACAGUAUCGCUGAUCUGCGCCUCGGUGUCCUACACACACACACACACACACACACACGUACGGUGUCUUCAUCUGCGUAUGUCUGUCUGCAUGGGUUGUGUAUGUAUGGUAGGUAUAAGGUCUGGACCGAUAAGACAUCAGCGAUGGUGACGGACGGCCCGCUGGUCUUGCCGUCGGGCUUCAUGGGCGACACCUUGUCGCCCGGCUUGAAGUCCAGACGAAAGGCAGUCUCCUCACCCUGCACCAACGACACCAUCCAUCCAUCAAGCCACCCACACCAUGGCGGCGUGCUGAAGGCAUGUGCGCCUUGUGGGGUUGGGCGGCUGACCUUGACGGUCUUGUCACCCGGCGUGAGAAUGAGCUUCCCUGAUUCAUUGAUUCAGACAGACAGACAGACAGACAGACACAUUCCAACACACCCACACACCCACACACCCAGGCCAUUCCUAUCCGUCAAUCAAUCGGGGUCUGGUUUGGUCUGAUGUGUUGUUUAUGGUUCCCUACCUUUGCCUUUGAAUGUGAGGUCCUGAGGCCUCUUGACGGGGAUGCACCCGGCACCCUUGCACAGCAUGCCUAUCACCGGACGGUGAAACGACUACACAAUCACACAAACACACGUACGUGUGGUGCAGCCGUCCGUCCACCCUGCAGUGUCCGCUUCCGAGUGAGUGACUGAGUGAGUGAGUGACCUUUGCGGCCACGAGAAAGGAUACGUCGCGGGGCAUCUUGCCAAUCAACAUGGCCCCGUCAACGAACUGAUUCGAGUGGUUGCCCACAAAGAUCACCUGCACAUAUCACAGCCACACAUUCACACAGACGGCCCCAGCUGUGUGCCGCGCCGCCCCAGUGCCGUCCGUUGUCACUGUGGACUCAUGUGUUGAUCUCACCGGUCCAUAGAGCGGGAUUCGCUCCAGGCCCACCACAUCCACCUCCCGAAAGAACACAUGCAGGAUCACUCUGACACACACACAGACAGACACACCGACAUAAGAUAAAACACACACCAGAUGAGCUUGCUCCUCUCUCUCUGUUUGCCUUUGUGUUUGUGUGUGUCGUUGUCUGCUCACUUGCAGCACCACUGCACCAGGGCGUAGCUGCCCGCCUCCCAGUCGACGAACGCCAUGUGUGUUGUGCGGCUCUUGACGUCUGCGGUUCAAGCCGGCUAUGGCACCAUCUGUAGCUGCCCUACGCGGCUCUGAUCAGCCUCCAUCUCAC